Molecule: messenger RNA, 7514 nt
Organism: Ictalurus punctatus (channel catfish)
Lineage: Eukaryota; Metazoa; Chordata; Actinopteri; Siluriformes; Ictaluridae
Product: NACHT, LRR and PYD domains-containing protein 12
Exons: 11
Coding region: 1091-3811 (906 amino acids)
Molecular function (GO): protein binding
Source: RefSeq, a predicted model, not a curated record
CUUUCGUUCUAAGACUAAAGAACAUUCCUUUGAGGCGCAGUAAAAGCAGUGUGCACGGGGACUGAUCCAGGCGGAGCUGGAGGUGAUGACUGCAUCUGCUGAAGGUUCGACGUGCAGCACAGAGUAAAGUGUUCCAGAGAAACGGUGCAUACGAGUGAUGAGGCACAAAAUCCCUCAGUUUCUCACGUUUCAGGAGAUUCUAGAGGAAAACACCUCGAUCCUCAGCACAGCUACGCUUUCCAUGUCCAUACUUGUGCAGAUUCCACGCAGGUAUUUAUCUGAGUGAGAGAGGAUUCAGUGCCACACCUCAUGUUCUUGAUGAGAGGAACCUUCUCUCCUGCCUGAAAACUCAACAACUUUUGUUCUUGACUUGAGGCUACAUCUGUUUUUUUACAGUUUGAGGUUAGUUUUAGUUCUAUUGCUGUUGUUCUGCACAAUAAUUUUUAAUUCAUGUGGAAAUAUGUUUACAUAAACACAAUAGAGGCCUGGUUCUCAACUAGACUGAUGUUUUGUAUAUCAUAAUAGUUUUCUACAACUUUACAUUAUUUGGAUAAAAAAUCUGUUAAAUUUGAUUGUUACCGAACUGAAUGAAGAAUAAUAUAUUUAGUAUUGUUUUUGUUUUGGUGUUAAUCUCAAUGAAAGUGAUCAUUUUAUUGGCUUGUAGUUUUUCAAUUCAGAUUCAUUAUAUUCAUGAAAUGAAUAAAAAAUUAUAAUAUUAAUUCAGUUAUACAAAAAACUAUUUUCGGUUUCGGCCCAGAAUUUCUUUCGGUGCAUCACUAAUAUGUGUGCUGUACAAGGUGUGUGUGUGUGAGAGAGAGAAGGGAGAGAGCGAGAGAGAGAGAGAGCUACAUUCCAUUUUAGACUCCACCCUCUGGAAGGUAAAACAGAUGAAACCAGUUUUUCUGGUCAGCGUCACUCUGUAACUAAAGUUUGUUGGACAUCAAGCAUUACACGCUGUGGCCAGCAGGUGUCUCAGCAGGUGUGCAGAUUACAGCAGGUCACAACCGUUCGGUGAAAGUGAAACUCACCUGCGCCGUUUCCAGACGAAGUUCUUUGGGGGAAACAGUUAUAAUAGCUGUGAUAUAUACACAUGAUGUCCAAAAUGAAUCUCUCUGAGGAAGAAAACACAGCCACAGGAAAGAGUGUGAUUCAGGGUAAGAGAUCAGACUCACCAGAACCCAGCUGUGUGUCAAUGAAGAGUGACCAGUCUAUGGAAACUCCAACAAGAUUUAAAGACCAUUCUACUUUUCGAAGUGUGAUUCAGGGUAAGAGAUCAGCCUCACCAGAACCCAGCUGUGUGUCCAUGAAGAGUGACUGGUCUAUGAAACGUCCAAAAAGUUUUAAAGAGCAAGACCAUUCUACUGACCUCAGAAUCCAAAAGGAAAAAUCCAAAACUGUCAGUGGAACAGAACAAAAUUAUCAGAUGAACAUGAAUGAUAACAAACCACAGAAUGAGCUGGAUCUCGUCUCUGAGUAUCAGAGAAAACUCAAAUCCACCCUGAGAGAGAAGUUUAAAAGAAUAAAUGAAGGAAUCUCACGGCAUGGAAGUUCAGCACUUCUGAAUGCGAUCUACACAGAUCUCUACAUCACAGAGGGGUGGAGUGGAGACGUCAAUAAUGAACAUGAGGUGAGACAGAUUGAGACAGCGUCCAGGAGACCAGCAGCACAGGAGAAGCCCAUCAAACAUAAUGAUCUCUUUAAAGACAAGUCCAUCAGAAGUGUUCUGACUGAAGGAGUUGCUGGAAUUGGAAAAACAGUCUCUGUGCAGAAGUUCAUUCUGGACUGGACUGAAGGAAAAGCAAAUCAGGACGUCUUCUUCAUGUUUCCACUUCCCUUUAGAGAGCUGAAUCUGAUGAAGCAGGAACAUCUCAGUCUGAUGAAUCUUCUUCAUCACUUUUUCCCUGAAAUGAGAGAACUAGAAGUAAUAGACUGUGACUCCUACAAAGUCCUGUUGAUCUUUGAUGGUCUGGAUGAGUGUCGACUUCCUCUAAAUUUCCAGAAGAAUGAGAGAUUGUGUGAUGUGACAGAGUCAGCCUCAGUGGAUGUGCUGCUGACAAACCUCAUCAAGGGGAAUCUGCUUCCCUCUGCUCACCUCUGGAUCACCUCUCGACCAGGAGCAGCCAAUCAGAUCCCUCCUGAGUGUGUAGACCAGGUAACAGAGGUACGAGGGUUCAGUGAUCCUCAGAAAGAGGAGUACUUCAGGAAGAGGAUCAGUGAUCAGAGCCUGGCCAAUAAAAUCAUCUCACACAUGAAGUCUUCAAGAAGCCUCUACAUCAUGUGCCACAUCCCAGUCUUCUGCUGGAUCUUAGCCACUGUUCUAGAGAGAAUGUUGGGUGGAGCAGAGCGUGGAGAGAUCCCCAAGACUCUGACUCAAAUGUUCACACACUUCCUGAUCUUUCAGAUCAAACACAAGGACCAAAAGUACCAUCAGAAAUGUGACCCUGAUCCUCAGCAGACCAGAGAGAGUAUCCUGGCACUGGGAGAACUGGCUUUCCAGCAGCUGGAGAAAGGAAACCUGAUCUUCUAUGAGGAAGACCUGAGAAAGUGUGGCAUUGAUGUGAGAGAAGCGUCAGUGUACUCAGGAGUGUGUACCCAAAUCUUCAGAGAGGAGUUUGGGCUUCACCUGGGGAAGGUGUUCAGCUUUGUACAUCUGAGUGUUCAGGAGUUUCUGGCUGCUUUAUACACAUUUCUCUCCUUCAUCAGCAGAAAUGUAACAGAACAACCAACCAAUUAUCUGUCUGAUCUUCUCAACAAGUCAGACAUGUCUGAUCUCCUGAGCAGUGCAGUGGACAAGGCCUUACAGAGUGAGAACGGACACCUGGACCUGUUCCUCCGCUUCCUUCUGGGUCUCUCACUGGAGUCCAAUCAGACUCUCUUACGAGGCUUAAUGCCCCAGACAGGAAGCAGCUCUCACAGCAAACAGGAAACAGUCGAGUACAUCAAGGAGAAGAUCAGGGAGAAUCCAUCUCCAGAGAAAUCCAUCAAUCUGUUCCACUGUCUGAAUGAACUGAAUGAUGAUUCUCUAGUGCAGGAAGUACAAACUUACCUGAACAGAAGAGGCUACAGUCGUCUCAGUGGAACCAGUCUCUCUCCUGCUCUGUGGUCAGCUCUGGUGUUUGUGUUACUGAGCUCAGGACAGGAUCUGGAUGAGUUUGAUUUGAGGCAAUAUGACCCAUCAGAGGAAUGUCUUCUGAAGCUGCUGUCAGUGGUCAAAGCCUCCAGAAAAGCUGAUCUGCAUGACUGUAAUCUGACGGAGGAAAGCUGUAGAGAUCUGUCCUCAGUUCUCAGCUCAAACUCCUCUAGACUGAGAGAACUGAACCUGAGUAAGAAUAACCUGCAGGAUUCAGGAGUGAAGCUGCUCUCUGCUGGACUGGAGAAUCCACACUGUACACUGGAGAUACUGAGUCUGUGUAGGUGUAAUCUGACAGAGGAAAGCUGUAGAGUUCUGUCCUCAGUUCUCAGAUCAAACUCCUCCAGACUGAGAGAACUGAACCUGAGUUACAAUAACCUGCAGGAUUCAGGAGUGAAGCUGCUCUCUGCUGGACUGGAGAAUCCACACUGUACACUGGAGAUACUGCAGAUGUAUUACUGCUCUAUUGAAGAUGAAGGUUGUGUUGCUCUGGGUUCAGCUCUGAAGUCAAACUCCUCAUCACAGCUGAGAGAACUGAAUCUGAACGGUAAUAAAACAGGAAAAAAAGGAAUGAAGCUGCUCUCUGAAAUACUGAACAAUCCAGAAUGUAAACUGGAGACACUACACAUUACCAUGAGAAAAAUCCAGAAUGGGUCUCAUACAGAGGAUGCUGUGGACUGAAUGAAGACGUUCAGUGUGUCGUCAAUCCACCCCCCACCCCCUACCCCCCACCCCCCACCUCACCACACCCCAAUCUUUACUAGUCUUUACUGGUCAAAUCUGUAAAUCUUUCAUGUUUUUUUAAUUACCAGUUUUAAUAACCAAGAAAUGGCAAAGUAUAAACUCUUCUAUCCUGAAUACUUUCCCAUGUCUUAACAACUCAAAAUUACUGGAAAAUGUUACAUAAACAUUUUAGGACUAUUAGUGACUAUUAUGUUAAUGUCACCUUUUGACCCAAGAUGGCGCCAGUGUGCCUGUCGGCAUGCCGUCUCUCUUGUCUUUCCCGCCUAUUACAGUUUGUUCUAUCUGUUAUGUCUGUUCGUCUGGCAUCUGUGCUGUUUUUACUGUGUAUCGUGUCACACUGGUAUCAUGUAGAUUCAGUGUUGACCUACAAUCAUCAAGCUUUGCUUAACAUCAGAAGCUGUACAGGAGCUCAUCUGGGGUUUUGUCCUGCUCUGUAUUCUCGUUUUCAAUCCUCGUCCAGCCGACCCGCGGUGGAGUGUGCUCGCCUGAGACCUCGCUGCUUUCCUCCUCUAAGGAAGCGCCGCAGGAAGAGAGGGAAUCGUGCUGGUGUUCGGGUGAGAAUCAGAUGGACAAUCGCUUCCUCCAGACAAUCGAUUCAGUUUCCCUUGGUUACUAUCACUUUGGAGGUGGUCAUGGGAUUAAAGAUAUGUUUUACAUCUGCCUAUCUUCCUACACUUCCUACACUCAUCUAAUUGCUCUGCUCCUCCACGAUUACGGAUUCGUCAGAGAAGAGUGAACUGUUUAAAUCUCCGGCACAUGGAAUUCAUUUCACCGGAUCUGACCUCGUUACCUCAGUCUCCUCUGAAUAUGGCCCUAGUUAACGCUCGCUCCGUGUGCAACAAAACUUUCAUUUUAAAUGACUUUUCUGCCAGACAUAGUUUUUUAUAUUUUAUUCCUGACGGAGACCUGGGUCAGUCCUGGUGAAUCAACCAUCUUCGAGGAACUCUGUCCACCGAACUGUUGUUUUAUUAGUACUCCAAGGCCCUUUAUUAGUACUCCAAGGCCUUCUGGUAAGGGCGGUUGGGUUGCUAUGGUUUUUAAACAGUCACUGAACAUUCGGAGAGUGUCUGUUGGGAUUUACUCAUCGUUUGAGGUGCAGUGUGUUGUGCUUUGAUCUAUAGGCCACCUAACCCGGACAAUGCCUUUUAAAGUGUUUUUUGUGAUUUUUCAACUUCUAUUGUUCCGUUGUAUAAUCGUUUGUCAUUAUUGGGUGAUUUUAAUGUGCAUGUCUGCUGCCCUGGUCGACCCUUGGUUACUGAAUUUUGUAAUAUCUUGAAUUCCUUUGGUUUUAUUCAACACAUAAAUCAGGCAACUCAUGUCCUUGGUCAUACUCUAGACCUUAUAUUGUCAUAUGGAACCGCUGUUGAUGAUGUUAAUAUUGAAGAUGCUUCCUUCUCUGAUCACAAGCCCAUUGUUUUUAAUGUCCCUGCUGCCAGCUCUGACUAGUCCCUCAGGAUAUUACUCCUGUGUUAUUAAUUCACUCACUGCCUCUCAGUUUAGUGAAAGGUAUCGAGCUAAUGCUGUUGAAAGCUCUAUCUUGGGUGCUGCAGAGUCUUCUUCUGGCCCUGAUGAUUUGAUUGCCUUAUUUUACACAUUUUGUUAUAAUAUUUUAGAUUCCAUUGCCCCUUUUAAGCUAAAACAACCAAAUCGUAAAUCUUAUUACCUGCCGAGCGGAGAUGGAACAUGAUCAUUUAACCGUGUCCUUUCAGAUUUUUAAAGAUUGUCUGUUUAAAUUUCAGAAUGCAGCCAAGUCAGCUAGGUCUAGGUAUUUCUCUGAUUUAAUCACUACACACUGUCAUAGACCUAAGAUUUUAUUCACCACGAUAAAUUUAAUUAUUAAUCCCAGUUGCCAAUUCCAUGGGGAACCCUCGGCUGAACUUUGUGAGAAGUUUUUUAAGUUUUUUGCUGAUAAAGUAAUUACCAUUCGUUCUUCCUUCACUUCGCAGAUCUCAGACCUGUCCCCGAAUUCACUGCUAUACCGGUUUCCUUUAAUCAUUUUCAACACGUUUCUCUAAAGGAACUGAGUGAUCUGGUUAACCAGAUGAAAAUAACAGCCACUACACUUGAUGUUGUUCCUUCUGUGAUUAUGAAAGCAGCUUUGUCUGAAAUUGUGCUCAGUAUCCAGGUGUUGAUAAAUUCACCUUUGGAUGCUGGGGUGGUCCCAAAUUGUUUUAAGCAUGCUAUUGUUCAACCUUUGCUUAAGAAACAGGGUUUGGAUGAACAUUGCUUUAAUAAUUAUCGGCCUGUCUCUAAGCUACCGUUUCUAUCAAAGCUGUUAGAGAAAGGAGUACAGUCAAUUGCUCCUGUUUUUAAAUUCAGCUAAUUAAUUGGAACCUUUACAAUCUGGUUUCACUGCUUUUCAUAGCAUGGAGUCUGCUUUGUUAAAAGUGUCCAAUGACAUUUUACUGGCAGUUGAUGCUACUAGAUCUUACAGCUGCCUUUGAUACUGUACACCAUAACAUACUUCUCUAGCGCUCAGAGCAUCUGUUUGGUAUCAAGGGUACCACCCUACAAUGGCUCAGCUCAUAUCUUAAGGACAGGUCCUUUUCGCUAGCGUUGGGUAAUUUCUGCUCUUCUUCUAGUCCUAUUAUUAGUGGUGUUCCUCAAGGUUCCAUUCUGGGCCCACUUCUUUUUAACUUAUAUAUGCGUCCAUUGGGGAAUAUUAUUAGGGCACACAAUAUCUCUUUUCAUUUAUAUGCUGAUGAUACCCAGUUGUAUAUUCCAUUGAAAGCUGGUGACUCCAUUCAGCCAUUGUUGGACUGUCUGGACGACAUUAAAAAAUGGUUAACAAAUAAUUUCCUCCGACUUAAUGAAGACAAAACCGAAAUAAUUGUUUUUGGCCCCCUGAGCUUGAGAGAUGGUCUCAUUAAUGAGCUUCAUAAUCACUUUCUCUCAAUUUCUUCCCAGGUUAGGAACCUUGGCUUCAUUCUGGACUCAGAAUUAUGCUUAACCAAGCAAAUAAAUUCGGUCGUUAAGAAUAAUUUUUAUCAACUACGGAUUUCUAAACUUAAAACAUUUUUGUCUUUCCAGGAUUUGGUGAAGGUUAUUCAUGCUUUUAUCACUUCGCACUUAGAAUAUUGAAAUUCAUUGUACUGGGGUCUUCCUCGGUCAUCUCUGGCUCGUCUUCAGAUGGUUCAGAAUGCAACUGCAAGGCUGUUGACCAGGGCAAAGAAUUUUGAUCGUGUCACCACAAUUUUAGCAUCGCUCCGGUCCAUUUUAGGAUUCAGUUUAAGAUUCUGAUGUUUGUUUUUAAAACUCUUAAUGAUCACGCUCCUUCCUAUCUCGAGGAUCUUCUUACACCACAUUCAUUGAACAGACUUCUAAGAUCUUCUGAUAGGUUUCUUUUGCAUGUCCUUCGAUCCUUCGUUAAAAAUAAAGGGGGAUAGCUCUUUUUCAGUUGCUGCCCCUCGUCUAUGGAAUCAAUUGCCACUGGACAUCUUCUUGCCUUGCACCUUCUAUUACCACUUUUAAAAAGAGGCUUAAAACAUAUCUCUUCUCCCAGGCGUUUUAAUCUCAUUUUUACUUGUCUAUUGUCUGUAUAUUAGUUUUAUUCUGUUUUACUUUCCUUACUCUGUUCAGCACUUUGGUCAGCUUCGCUGUGUGAAAUGUGCUACAUAAAUAAAAUUUACUUACUUACUUA